AUGGUGAUAGCACAUAAUCCGCCACUACACAAAAUUCCUGACAAUGAAUUCGACUAUUGUCCAAGCACCAACGACAACAAAACUCUUCUAACUCUGAAGGUAAACGAGAACAUAUCAACUGUCGGUGGGGGCGAAUUCGAUUGGAGUGAAGCGGCACAAAAAGCAAUAGAAUCAGCUUUUUUCUGGGGUUAUCUACUGUCACAGGUGCCAGGUGGAUUACUAGCCGAGCGCAUAGGGGGCAAGCACACCCUUUCGGUGGGCAUUCUGAUAUCGACGCUGGGCACACUUUUGACCCCCCUGGCGGCGCGCGAGGGCGACGUAUUGGGUCUUAUCGAAGUGCGCAUCAUUAUGGGCAUUGGACAGGGCCUGGUUUACCCUUCUUUGAACGUCAUCCUAGCUAACUGGGCUCCAACAGAAGAGAGAGGGCGUUUGGGAGCUAUUGUGUUCUCAGGUAAAUUAUAUAGAAUAGAAUAGAGUAGAAUGACUUGUUAAUUUUUGUUGACGUGACGAAGUUUGGACAACAA
Molecule: messenger RNA, 524 nt
Organism: Nilaparvata lugens (brown planthopper)
Lineage: Eukaryota; Metazoa; Arthropoda; Insecta; Hemiptera; Delphacidae
Product: putative inorganic phosphate cotransporter
Exons: 4
Coding region: 1-474 (157 amino acids)
Biological process (GO): transmembrane transport; monoatomic anion transport
Molecular function (GO): transmembrane transporter activity
Source: RefSeq, a predicted model, not a curated record